Molecule: messenger RNA, 924 nt
Organism: Archocentrus centrarchus (flier cichlid)
Lineage: Eukaryota; Metazoa; Chordata; Actinopteri; Cichliformes; Cichlidae
Exons: 4
Coding region: 19-840 (273 amino acids)
Source: RefSeq, a predicted model, not a curated record
UCUCUGUGUGAAAGAAAAAUGAAAAUGAGAAAAGGUGGCAACACAAGAGAUGGAUAUCGCUGGGUGUGUCGAAGACAUAAUAGAUUCAUGUCCAAAUCCAUAAGAGAUGGGUCUAUUUUCUCAGGCUCUCGCUCCUCCUUGACUUCUUGGAUGAUGUUCAUGCAUAGGUUUGCACAAGGGCUAAGACUGAGGCAAGUGGACUUAAUUGAAGAGGGAGUCUGUGGAAGCAGCCGCACUUUGUCCAAGAUGUCCAAGACACUAAGGAGGGUGUGUGUGCAAGCAGUUAAGCACCUGAAGAGGAGGGGGAAAAUGAGAAUAGGUGGAAGACAUGGUUUUGUUGUCAUUGAUGAGAGCAAGUUUUGUCACAAGAGAAAGUAUGCACGCGGGCGAUUUGGUGCUACUUGGCGCAGGAGUGGCUGGGUUUUUGGAUUGUUGGAAGUCAAUCAACGGAGAAGGAGGCCUGUGUUGAAAUUUGUUCGCAGACGAAAUUCUGAAAGACUACUUCCUAUUAUACAGCGAUAUGUUAGACCUGCAAGUACAAUUUUGAGUGACUCUUGGCGUUCCUACUGCAGACUGAGGCAACAUGGGUAUAUACACUACCAAGUCAAUCACCAGAGGUUUUUUGUUCACCCUGCUACAGGAGCACAUACCCAGCAUAUAGAAAGGUCCUGGAGAACCUUUAAGCAAGAGGUGUACCGUUUCAGAGGCAACAUGACUGAGAAGUCACUGAGAGAGAUCCUACAUUUUAUUGAGUGGAACUACUGGCUGGGUAGACAACACAGAAAUGGACCCCUUGGUCGCCUUUUCAAGGAUAUAAGAGCCAUACAUCCAGUACAAUAACAUCACCCCUGUGGCUGGAGCCUUUUUGCAUGGAGUUUGUAUGUUAUCUCCAGAUCUGUGUGGGCUCUCUCUGGCUACUCUGGC